Messenger RNA from Capsella rubella, 1284 nucleotides. RefSeq lists its product as uncharacterized. The transcript has 2 exons. NCBI's taxonomy places the organism in Eukaryota, Viridiplantae, Streptophyta, Magnoliopsida, Brassicales, Brassicaceae. Bases 65 to 781 code for a protein of 238 amino acids. The record is from RefSeq and is a predicted model, not a curated record.
CACACGAACAGUUUAUAUUCUAUAGAGUAUCAAAAGAUCUUUUAAGCUCAAUUUAGUAGAAUUUAUGGAUAACCAAAGCAAUGCUCUUCUUGGCUGGCCUUACUACUCUCACGGAAAGACAACAGAAGAAAUAAGACAGUCUCUACUGUACACAACACUAGAGCUGGACCAGACAAAGAUGUUUGCUUAUGAUGAAAUAAGGAAGAGAGAUGAGCAGUUAAAUUAUCUCAAAGACAUCUUAACCAAAACUAUCAAAGAAAGAGACGAAGCUCUCGAGAAAUGUCAGCGUCUCAUGUUCGACAACCUCUCACUCCAGCAACAGAAACACAUAACUCCUCCUUCAUCUGGAGCUUCAAGCAUUGACGACGAACAAGUGCAGCUACAACAACUAGGAUCCAACAAGAGCUUCUCAUCCUCGGACUGUGAAGAGAGCAUUAUGUCACCAACUGGUCAUGUCAUGAACCCACCACCAUCUCAGCUUGAAGAAGUCUCGGAAACUGAGAUUAUUAUGGAUCCAUUGAUUCCAGACAAGCCAUUGCCUGAAAAGGGUAAGCUCUUACAGGCUGUUAUAAAGGCAGGUCCUUUACUUCAGACACUCCUCUUAGCCGGUCCAUUACCCCAAUGGCGCCACCCGCCUCCUCCUCUCAAGACCUUUGAGAUCCCUCCGGUCACAGUCCAAUGUCCAAUUGUCAACAAUGGUUGUGGCAAAUUCAACAGGAAAAGAGUUUUCUCAGAUGGAUCCUAUUCAGAAGCUAAGUAUCAGAAAGUUCUUCUCCACUGACCGGGAAAUGGAUACUGAUCUUUAUUCUUACUCAAGUAGUACUAAUAGUUAUCUAAUAUACCAUUACAUAGGUCAGUUCCAGUAUUAAUCUCACUUAUAGGGUUCAAGUGAAAGUGAUCUCUUGUACAUUAGGGCUUUUGUUAUGCUCCAUUGUCGGAGACAGAGUCUGAUCCAUUUAGGGUUUAGAUUUAGAGUGAUGAGAAAGUAAGCAAAAAAAAAAAAACUCCCCUGGUUUUACUCUUAACUUAAUGAGAGUUAAUACUAUGUGAGAGAGUUUGCUAUUUUACUUCUUUCUCUAGUUUAUGAUUGGGAUUUUUUGUUGUUGUUGUUGUUGUUACUGUAUCUCCAGCCCAAAAAACCCCAACUUCACAUUCAUGUUUUGGUUCCAUGUUUGUGAAACUAAAUUAGGGGGUUUCUUUUGUAUUCUAUGAUUUUUUUUUUCCCUCUAUGUUAAAUCCAAAUGUAUUCUAUGAUUCUCUGUGUGAUGUUAUUAUGUUCCCAUA